This is a messenger RNA of Zophobas morio, 1042 nucleotides long. Its product is annotated as UDP-N-acetylglucosamine transporter-like. Gene Ontology annotation, molecular function: UDP-galactose transmembrane transporter activity. Gene Ontology annotation, cellular component: Golgi membrane. Gene Ontology annotation, biological process: pyrimidine nucleotide-sugar transmembrane transport. The record is from RefSeq and is a predicted model, not a curated record. The transcript has 12 exons. Bases 65 to 1042 code for a protein of 325 amino acids. Lineage: Eukaryota; Metazoa; Arthropoda; Insecta; Coleoptera; Tenebrionidae.
UUUUGACUUAACACCUUAUCGGACUUGUAACGCUUUAUAUGAAAAUGGAAAUGCGAAGGUAGAUAUGAAAUUUUUCAUUUUAUUUGCUUUGGUAGUCCAGAACACUUGCACAGCAAUCUUACUUCGCUAUAUUUCUAUAACCAGAGGAACUAAAUUUUUAUUCAGUACGGCUAUUCUCUUUCAAGAAAUAAUCAAGAUCCUAAUCUCCAUGGGUUUUUUAUUGUACAAUCAGAAGUAUUAUAAAUCGCAAAAUUUUAUAAAUCCUUUCAUACCCUGGAGAGAGGUUACUAAACUUAUAGUCCCUGCAGCGUUGUACGCCAUUCAAAAUUGCAUUCAUUACUUGGCUCCUCUUUUACUAGACGUUCCUACCAUGCAAGUAACUUACCAACUUAAAAUUUUUACAACGGCCCUUUUUCUAUACGUAUUAUUAGGCAGAAAACUAAGCUAUAAGCAGUGGAGCUCGCUGUUUCUAUUGGCUUCGGGUGUAUGCUUGGUGCACACCUGUGCACCCUUGGAAAAAAAGACCGCAACAGUUCCGGAUCUUGCUCAGAACAAAGCUUAUGGCAUAUGCUUGGUGCUGCUUGCUUGCAUUUUUUCUGGUUUCGCCACUGUAUACUAUGAGAAAAUCCUUAAAGCCCAAAAUAGCGAUAUUUGGAUAAGAAACAUCCAGUUAGGAUUUUGGUCUCUCAUUUUUGCAGUGGUGAAUAUUCUGAUAUUCGAUCUCUCAAGAGUGCUAGGAAAAGGGUUACUUCAAGGAUACUCUCUGGUAGUUUGGGCGACGCUGGUGGCAAACAGCCUAGGAGGGCUUAUCGUUUCUGUCGUCGUUAAAUAUACCGAUAAUAUUUCGAAGGGAUUUGCAACAUCUGUCUCUAUAUUAUCGUCCUCUCUGCUUUCGCACAUUAUAUUCAAAACUGCCCUUUCGCCCUUCUUUUUCGGUGGCGCUGGGCUUGUGUGCGCUGCUGUUUUUCUCUACAGCCGAGAUGUCUCCGAGGUGCAAGCGCCUAACUCCGCAUCGCUGCUGAAGACUACAUCUUUCCUUUAG